AUGGCCCAUAAACAAGCCCAAAUCUGCAUCUUCCAUCACACGCUUCUCUGUCAUCUUAAGCCAUUUCCCUCAGCGACUUCUCUGCAAAUUCCGACAGGAGAACUGCUCCUUCUCCCUCAGCGAACCUUUAUUUCUGGGCGACUUCUCUGCCAUUUUAGGCCUUCUCCCUCGGCUCCCCUUCUCUCUCCCUUUCGUGCGCAAUCUCCUCCAUUGCUCCGUGGACGGCGAUCUGAGAAAUAUUUAAGGAGUUCAAAGUUUAAAACCCUAAACCUAAAAGAUCUUUGGGUCCGAAUUCUUAUCACUCAAAAAGUCAAGAAGAAUGAAAACUUUGUGGCAUUGGGUUUGAUUGGGUCUGUUUGGGUCAUUGAUUUAAUAAUUAAGGUGCUUUUAGCAUUUGCGAAGAAAUCAUUGGCCCUAUUUCCAGCUAAGUUUCAAAAGAGCAUGUGGAUAAAGCAAGGUAGUUUUGUUGUGGUUGAUGACAAUGGGAAGGUGAAGGCUCUUGAAUCCGGCAGCAAGGUGACAUGCAUUGUUUCUAAAGUUCUCUUCUAUGAACAAGUGUGUGCUGUUCAGAAGUCACCGAAAUGGGCAGAAGUCUUCAAAGAAACAGUUUUGGAUGAUUCUAAUGGAAGUCGAGAGGGAGAGACUUCGCAACAAGAAGAUAAUGAUCUUGAAUCGAGUUGUGAUGAGGACGAUGUACUACCUCCACUUGAAGCCAAUACAAACAGAAAUAGACCGUUUGAAUUGCACCAGGAAUCUGAUUCAGGUUCAGAAUCCGAUUCUUGACAAUUGCCUUGGUGUGCUUGAAUUAGAAUUAGUGAGAAGACAACAAUUUUAAUGUGUAUCUUUGAUUUCAGUGUUAAAAUUCUAAAACAGUAAUAUAAUCUCAAAAAUUUUAAUCAGAAAACAUGCU
This is a messenger RNA of Humulus lupulus (European hop), 910 nucleotides long. RefSeq lists its product as uncharacterized. Bases 1 to 783 code for a protein of 260 amino acids. Gene Ontology annotation, molecular function: translation initiation factor activity. Gene Ontology annotation, cellular component: nucleus. NCBI's taxonomy places the organism in Eukaryota, Viridiplantae, Streptophyta, Magnoliopsida, Rosales, Cannabaceae. The record is from RefSeq and is a predicted model, not a curated record. Gene Ontology annotation, biological process: translational initiation. The transcript is spliced from 6 exons.